Chilo suppressalis (striped riceborer) is the source of this 1437-nucleotide messenger RNA. The record is from the annotation of a GenBank genome assembly. NCBI's taxonomy places the organism in Eukaryota, Metazoa, Arthropoda, Insecta, Lepidoptera, Crambidae.
AUGGCAGAUAAAAGAAAUAGAAUAGUGCAAUAUUCGGCAGGGCUUUCCGCGGCAUUCACAUUUAUGUUCACGGGGGCAACUCUGUCGUGGCCUUCACCAGCCAUACCCAAGUUCAGGAGUGGAGAAGCGGAUUUAAAAAUAACAGACGAGCAAACAUCGUGGGUGGUGUCACUGUUAUCGGCGGGUGCGCUGCCUGGCUGCUACAUAGGUCAGGUGUUGAGUGAGCAGGCAGGACGCAAGCGCACCUUCUUGAUUUCUGCUGUACCGGGUGCCUUAGGUGCGAGUAUAAUAUUGUUCACAAAAACUCCAUUGCUAAUGUGCAUUGCCAGAUUUUUGAUAGGAAUAACUACAGGAUCUGUGGCUGUGGUAACAAUGAUAUAUAUAACAGAAAUAGCGGACAAGGAGAUAAGAGGUGCCCUUGGUAUGACGGUACAAGUGAUGAAUAAUCUGGGAGGGCUUCUGAUAUACGGGAUAGGGCCGUUCGUGUCCUACACUGUACUAAACUCCAUUAUUGUCAUUAUACCAGUGGUGUUCGCAUUACUCUGCCUUUGGUUACCCGAGUCUCCGUACUAUCAUUUGAAGGACGGCCGAGUACAAGCCGCUAGGAAAGAGUUCAUCUUUAUAAAAGGACGUAAAGAUGACAAGUGGGUAGACGAGCAGUUGGGAAUAAUGAAUGCUCACGUAAAAGAGAGCAUGGAGGAUAAGACAACGGCCAGGGAAUUGUUCACAAAUAUGAAGUACAGAAAUUGUUUGUAUAUUGUUGGCGGAUUAAAAUUUCUGCAGUACAUGACGGGAAUUCUAGUAAUCCAGUCUUACUUAGAGGAGAUAUUUAGGCAAAGCAGCUCUGUGUCGGGACCUCGGGCCAGCAUCAUUUAUGGUUUCGUUCAAUUAGGGGCUGGGAUAGGGGCGACAUUUCUUAGCCGAUGGUGCCGAAGAAGAUUACUCCUACUGGUGUCUUGUGUAGGGGUGUCAAUCGCGAUGACUGUAGUCGGAACAUACUUUUACCUACAAGACGUGGUAAAAGUAACUCCCGAAGUAUUACAAUCGAUUUCCAUGCUGCCCCUGGUAGGUUUGAUGUUGUUCAACGUCUUAUACGCUUUAGGUGUAGGCAACUUACCAUACGUUCUACAAGCAGAACUAUUUCCAGUUAAUGUGAAAUCGGUGGCGUCCAGUAUUGCUACUCAGUUCGCUUGCGUACUCAGUUUCUUGGUAACAAAGUUUUACCUGAGUUUCAGAAAUGUGUUCGGACACCAUUCAGUGUUCUGGGGUUUCGCGUGUAUAGGAUAUGCGGGUGUUAUUUUCAUAUACUUUUUUGUGCCAGAGACGGGAAAUAAGACACUAGAAGAGGUGCAGGAUAACCUCAAGGUAGACCCUCUAGAAGCUGAGUCAUUGAGUGAUUGUAUCGCACAUGAAGACACUACGAUUUCUAAAUUAUGA